GAAUUGGUCUGAUAUUCUGUUUUGUUAGACACAGAGGAGACUAUAAAUACACCCAAACGACAUCAUAUUUGGCAGCCACAUGGACUAAAAUGGCAGCCUUGUAUUCCGCCCUCUUCAACUUUUAUUCCACACGCUGAGGAAAAAAAAAUAAACCCUAAAUGAUUUUAUAAAUAUCACAAAUCAUAACAGCCCAAAUCACCGGUUUUUAAUCCGAAACAUUGCGGUUUGUUUCGAUAUUUCCUUAAAUUUCUUCUUUUUUCUUCUUCUGUGUGAUCGUUAUUUUUGGAUGUCAACCGGUGGCGCCACUACGAACCCCAUCGCCGGCAGUCCCAGAAUCGGCAUACAGUCAACCCAUCGCCGCCGUAUACCGGAACUAAUGCCUGACUCGGUUGUUCCGACGAUAGAGUCGCCGCCUACCGAAACCCCAAAUGGGUAUCAGUGUAAUGGUUAUUUAGAUUAUGUUUCAGAAACGACGGUUAACUGUUUAGGGUGUUGUACCGCCACUUGCCACCACCACCACCACCACCAUAACAACUACUUCUUUCUACGAAAAGGGUCGCCGGAAAAACGGAUUUUGAAGUCUUUGAGACAAGGAAAAAAUCUAGGGCGUACCCUGUUUGGGUUUCUGAUUGUGUUGGUGGUUUUUACGGUUUUUCUGAAGACUGCAUAUAUGGCGGGGAGUCACGUGGCGGAGGCGGAAGGUGGUUAUAACGCCGGAAUGUUCAUCUUGAGGGACUAUAAACGCGAUUCCGUUAAGGCGCAGAGAGUUUUAUCAGACAUUGAUUCUUCCAUGCCCAUGAGAGCAUUUGAAAAAUACUCGAAGCAUUCUGUUGAAGAAAUCUGGAUGAAACCAAACAGCAAUGACUAUCAUCAAUGCAUUGUUAGACCCAAAAACCGUAUAAAAACAAACUCUGCGACAAAUGGGUAUCUUCUUGUUCAUGCCAACGGUGGAUUAAAUCAAAUGAGAACCGGGAUAUGUGACAUGGUUGCUAUUGCCAAGAUUAUGAAUGCCACCCUGGUCCUUCCUUCACUUGAUCAUCAAUCUUUUUGGACCGAUCCAAGUGAUUUUAAGGACAUUUUCGAUUGGAGGCAUUUCAUGGAAGUUCUAAGAGACGAUAUUGAGAUCAUAGAAUCUUUACCACCUGAAUUCGCAACAAAAAAACCACAUUUCAAGGCUCCUAUUUCAUGGUCAAAGGCAAGUUACUAUAGAGGGGAGAUGUCUUUUUUGUUAAAAAAACACAAAGUAAUUCAGUUUACACAUACCGAUUCAAGACUAGUCAACAAUGGACUCGCGUCAUCUUUUCAAAAGCUUAGAUGUCGAGCCAAUUAUGAGGCCCUUCGUUAUUCUGAGGAGAUUGAAGAGCUCGGAAAAAAGUUGGUUUCAAGACUAAGAAGCAAUGGCGAACCCUUUAUCGCUCUACAUUUGAGAUAUGAAAAAGAUAUGCUUGCGUUCACAGGCUGCAGCCACAACUUAACAACAGAUGAAGCACAAGAGCUAAGAGCAAUGAGAUACGGUGUAAAACAUUGGAAAGAAAAGGAAAUAAACAGUAAAGAAAAGAGACAACAAGGGGGAUGCCCCAUGUCACCUAGAGAGGCUGCUUUGUUCCUUAAAGCCAUGGGGUACCCUCCAAACACAAGUAUUUACAUAGUCGCGGGAGAAAUAUACGGUAGUAAAAGCAUGGAUGCCUUUCGAAAUGAGUACAAAAACGUCUUUUCACAUAGCACACUUAUGACUCAAGAAGAGUUGGAUACAUUUAAGAACUAUCAAAACCGUCUUGCGGCGGUUGAUUACGUUGUUGCCCUUGAGAGCGAUGUGUUUGUAUAUACGUAUGAUGGAAAUAUGGCGAAAGUGGUACAAGGGCAUCGGAAGUUUGAAGGGUUCCGUAAAACGAUUAGCCCUAACAGGCAACAAUUUGUAAAGAUGAUAGAUCGAUUGGACAAUGGAUUGAUAUCAUGGGACGCAUUUAGUUCUCGAGUCAAGAAUAUUCAUAAAGACCGACUAGGUGCACCAUCCGAGAGGAAAGUAGGAGAGUCUCCAAGGGUAGAAGAGAACUUUUACGCGAAUCCGUUUCCAGGAUGCAUUUGUAACAGUUCGAAUGACAGAUUUAACAGCACACUGAUUGAUCAGACCCCACGAGAUUCGUUGUCAUCACAGAAAUAGGCAUUUUUGCACUAUUGUAUAGUACACAUACGUAGUCUUGCUUGACCGAGACAAAACACGGAGGUUUUAUUUUAAAUUUAUAUUUUUGGGCGUAAAAGUUAUAGAUUUUAGAAAAUGGGGCAUAUAUAUAUUGAAAUGAUACAAAUGUUAUUUGCCAUACUUUUUCACAUCUUAUACAUAUACAAAUGAAUGUAGGCAAUUAUAUUUCACG
Lactuca virosa is the source of this 2372-nucleotide messenger RNA. The record is from the annotation of a GenBank genome assembly. Lineage: Eukaryota; Viridiplantae; Streptophyta; Magnoliopsida; Asterales; Asteraceae.